Molecule: messenger RNA, 1536 nt
Organism: Prorocentrum cordatum
Lineage: Eukaryota; Dinophyceae; Prorocentrales; Prorocentraceae
Source: the annotation of a GenBank genome assembly
GGGGGCUGCUUUGGCGGCGCAGCGGGGGGCGGCUGGUGCGGCGGCGGCUUCGCCGGCGGCAAGGGCUUCCAGGGCCAGGGCGGCAAGGGCGGCAAGGGCAAGGACAGCUUCGGGUCCCAGGGCGGACAGGGCGGCUUCGGAGGAGGAGCCAACAGCGAGGCGCAGAUGGACGAUUGGCUGGCGAGGAGGUUCAACAAGUCGGCCUCCUCCAGCGCGCCGUCCAGCUCCCAGGACAGCAAGGCACAGGCGAAGCCGCCGCAGCAGACGCAGCCCGCCCCGAGGCCGCCUCAGGCGCAGCCGCAGAAGCCCCACGGCCAGAUGGUGGGCUUCGGCCAGCAGGCACCGCCCCGUGUCAGAAUGCAGCAGCAGCAGAUGCUGAUGAUGCAGCAGCCGUGGCAGUGGCAGCAGCAGCCGCAGCCGCAGCCGCAGCCGCAGCAGCCGCUGGGACCAUCGUCUGCCGCCCAGGCGGCCGGCGUCGGCGCUAGCAGCGACCGCGACCGCCUGGCCGGCGUGCGGGCGGGCGACAGCCCGCGCACUGCCGAGUGGAAGCGGACGGUGUACCAGGAUGGGGCCUUCGGGAAGACCGGUGACGAUUGGAUGGCCAGGCGAGAGAAGGCGGGCCCGUCGAAGAAGGCGCCCUCUGGCGCCGCCAACGUGACCGAGCAGCCCGAGGUCCGGGGGCGGGCUCCGCGCCCCGAGGAACUCGCAAACCUGUUCCGGGACGAGCGGCCCUGGGACGAGAUCAAGGACGAUGCGGAGGAGGAGCAGGGCGCUGCCUUCGAGGAGAAGGUACUGCGGCUGCACCAGACCUACGAGAGAAAGAGCGAGCCGAAAGGCUCGGGGGACGAGGCCGAACCCGCCAACAGCGUGCCCAAGGCGCCCAAGGCGGGCGCCGAGGAGGCGGCGCCGAAGGCGGCCGCCGCCGCGGAGGCCGCCCCCGCGGCGCGGACGCAGGAGACGCCCGCCGCCUUCGCCGGAGGAUGGCCGUCGCCGCCCACCGAGGCAGAGAUGGAGGAAGAGGCCCGGAGGGCGGAGGCGGCGGAGGCGGCGGCCGCGGCGGCUGCGGCGGAGACGCCGCCGGCGGACGAGGCGCCAGCCACCGCGGACGCAGCGGAAGCCGAGCCGGCGCCGGCGCCGAAGCCGGCCGAGCCCAAGUCUUGGGCGGCGAGAGUCGCGGCGAAGCCGCCGCCGAGCCCGCCGCGGCAGAAGGCCGCGUCCCCGGCGCAGCCUGGUGCGGCGCCGGCGCGGGCGGCAGCGCCCGCUGCGCAGGCUGCGCCGGUGGCGCCAGCGGCCGAGGCGAAGGUGGCGUCUGCCGCGGCUGCAACGGUGCCGGCGGAGGCGCCCACCGCAGCAGCAGCCGCCGCCGAGGCGAGCUCUGCGGACUCCAACGCGAAGAGGAAGAAGGCGCUGCAGAAAAAGAUGCGGCAGAUUGAAGAGCUAGAGGAGCGCCAGAAGAAGGGCCAGGCUCUGGACGCCGAGCAGACGGCGAAGCUCUCCACCAAGGCCUCCGUCCAGGCGGAGAUCGACCAGCUCUGA